Molecule: messenger RNA, 6026 nt
Organism: Megalobrama amblycephala (Wuchang bream)
Lineage: Eukaryota; Metazoa; Chordata; Actinopteri; Cypriniformes; Xenocyprididae
Gene: tiam1b
Product: TIAM Rac1 associated GEF 1b
Exons: 29
Coding region: 402-5222 (1606 amino acids)
Biological process (GO): positive regulation of axonogenesis; small GTPase-mediated signal transduction; activation of GTPase activity
Cellular component (GO): cytosol; plasma membrane; synapse
Molecular function (GO): guanyl-nucleotide exchange factor activity; protein binding
Source: RefSeq, a predicted model, not a curated record
AAAGGAGCAGAACCACACACAUUCCUGCUCCCAAUCUCACAGUGAUUCCGAGGCAGAAGGAAAGGGGGAAGGGGAAGGAGGUAAAGAGAGUGUGGGAGAGGGGAGGAGAAGAGGGGGGAUCGUUGAACGGACACAGCCCCCCCCAUCCCAAGCUGUUUCAGUUCCCGUCCACUCACGUGGGAGUCAGUAUGUUGUGGAGUUUGAGACGGAAUGUGGACGCCGCUGCAGGAAACAUGCGAUUUUAGAAAGGACGCGUGUCAUUGGGUCACAGGAUCGCCCCCUGGGAAGAUUUUGGAAGUCAUCCAUAACGCCACGAACAGCAUGGUGGUUGGAGCUGAUCUGUAUGCAGAGUGAAAUCUAUCAUGACUGUGAUGUCAUUGCCACACCGCAGAUACUGAGCCAUGGGUAACACAGAAAGUCAUAGCGGCGGCCAUGGUUACUAUGGAGACGGUCAGCGGCACCUCUCCCGUAAGCACAUGUCCCGCUCGCUCCGUCUGUCCAGCAAGCAGACGUAUUGUUCCCGCCGAACGCCGUCUGGAAAGCCGGAGCACCGCAACUCCGAGACCAGCACCCGCUCCAGCAGCACUCCCAGCAUCCCUCAGUCGCUGGCCGACCACGGCCUGGAGCCCUUCAACGACUCGGACAUGCUGCCCGACUUCAGCGGUCCAAUUUGGGUGGACCGCGUGGCCAUGAAUCUCCGACCCAUGUCCUUCCACAAUCAUCCGGCCCAUUCUCCCACAGCGUCCCACACCGUCACCGCCAAACCGGCCGACGCCGAGCCACCAGAGGACACGACUCAAGUCCAGCACACACGGGACGGCUCCCAAGAGGGGUCCAGCUUUAAGAAGAAACGCUCCAAGUCUGCAGACAUGUGGAGGGAGGACUCGCUGGAGGUGUCCUUAUCCGACCUGAGCCAGGAGCACCUGACCAGCACGGAGGAGAUCGGAGACACGCCCGAAGACUGUGAAGCCCGUUUGCAGGCGUCUGCUCAGGAGCUGCUGGACUCGACCCGCGCCAAUUCUUUAGACGAGCUCUACGGACCGAAGAGCCCCACCUGCAGGCCGACACAUGGACGCUAUGCCAAAUGGCACAAGGGUGGCACUACAAGCAGAGAAGGUGACGAGGAUAAAAUUAUCUCACCCUGCGAGGACGAUGGCGCCGCCUACGGUGCGUACACACUGCCCUGCCGCCGGUCUCACUGUCUGUCAGAGGGACCGACCAAUCAUCAAGGAGUCAUGCAAGGGAGGCGGGCACAAACCAUACAGGAUGUCACGGCAGGAGACGGCAGCGAUUAUGAGGACAGCGGUAUCGAUGGGCUGACGGGGGACAGCGAGGCGUCUCAGCAUCAGGCUCGCCGCUACAAGACCAUGUCUGCGUCGUUCUCCGUAUACUCCACGUCAGCAGGGGGCGCCUUCACCGGGAGCGACAGUGGGAGCAGCAGCGGGGCUGGAGCGGGGCCCUCAGACGGCACACAGGGUGUCUAUGAGAACUUCCGUCAGGAGCUGGAGCAGAACGUGAGCCCGGCGGAGGUUCCCGAGGAGAGAAGCUCAGCGUUCAGCGACGAGCAGAGCAGCGUGACGCUGAGCUCCGCCUACCACACGGACCCGCUGCUGAACGUGGCCGCCGUACAGGGUACGGUGCGCAAAGCCGGACGCCUCGCCGUCAAAAACUUCCUGGUGCAUAAAAAGAGCAAGAAGGUGGAGCUCGCCCCUCGCCGCAAGUGGAAGAGCUACUGGGUGUCUCUCAAAGGAUGCACUCUGUUUUUCUACGAGACAGACGGGCGAUCGGGCAUCGAUCACAACAGCAUCCCUAAACAUGCAGUGUGGGCUGAGAACAGCAUCGUCCAGGCCGUCCCAGAACACCCCAAAAAAGAUUUCGUCUUCUGCCUGAGUAACUCGCUUGGAGACUCCUUCCUGUUUCAGACUUGCAGUCAGACAGAGCUUGAAAACUGGAUCACUGCCAUCCACUCAGCCUGCGCCGCGGCCUUCGCUCGGCAGCAUCACCGCGAGGACACGGUGCGUCUGCUGCGGGCGGAGAUACGAAAGCUGGAGCAGAAGAUCGACAUGGAUGAGAAGAUGAAGAAAAUGGGAGAUAUGCAGCUCUCUGCUGUCACUGACUCCAAGAAGAGGAAGACCAUUCUGGAGCAGAUUUUCCUCUGGGAGCAGAAUUUAGAGCAGUUCCACAUGGAUCUGUUUCGGUUCCGCUGUUACCUGUCCAGCCUGCAGGGCGGCGAGCUUCCCAACCCCAAACGCCUGCUGGCCUUCGCCUCCCGUCCCACCAAACUGGCCAUGGGCCGACUGGGCAUCUUUUCGGUCUCCUCCUUCCAUGCGCUGGUGGCGGCUCGCACUGAGAGCGGCGUGAGGCGUCGGACGCAAGCGAUGUCGCGCUCAACCAGCAAACGCAAGAGUCGCUUCUCCUCACUAUGGGGUCUGGACACCCACUCCAAGAGAAAGAGUAAAGGUCAUCCCAGCAUUAACCAGGUUUUUGCAGAGGGAGAUGAUCCAGUUAAAAGCCCUCUAGAAGGCAUGUUUGAGGGUUCUUCCAGUGAGACAACGAAAGACACCAAGACCCCAGUGAAAGGUCUGCCAAGACCCAGCACGGAUCAUGACAUCUGGUCCAGAGACCACCUCACUCCAUCAUGGGUGUUGCUGCCAAACGACCAGCCUGUGUUAGCCAUCAUCCAGCCCGGAGAGUCGGCCCUCGACAUGCUGGAAACUAUCUGCAAGGCUCACCAACUGGACGCCACUAAACACUACGUGCGGCUUAAGUUCCUCAUUGAGAACCAAGUGCAGUUCUACAUCCCCAAACCGGAGGAGGAUAUUUAUGAUCUGCUGUAUAAGGAAAUCGAGCUCUGCUGUAAGAUCAGGAAGGUGAUCCAGUUUGAUCGGGAUGAAUCCUGCAUGAUCGGCUACGGUUUUUCUAUCUCUGUGGUGGAGGAGGACAGCGUGCAGCAGCUCUAUAUCACUGACGUGAGAGCUGGAGGAUUAGCUUUCGCUAAAGGUCUGAAUGCGGGAGAUGAGAUUCUACAGCUGAACCGGAAGGAUGCGCGCACUCUGACCUUUGCUGACAUGAAGGUGGCGUUCGCUCAGGUCUCUCUCUCUCUCACCGUUAACACGCUGCCCCCUGUUGACCGCCGACAGCUCUGCUUCCUGCCGCCGAGACGCUCUGACGCAGUGGACAACCUCUACACGGACAUCUUCUCUCAGAGUCAGGAGGAGAUUCUUGACGAUGGGGUGGGUCUGAUUGUGGAGACGUCAGGAGAUGGUUUAGACGACGACUCGGAGCUCUUCGCUGAGUUUGACGACUGCAACAGACACAGCAAACGCUCGUCCGACUCAAUCUAUGACCUGCUACACCUGAGUACAGAGCAGGUCGCAGCUUUCUGCCGCAGUCUGCACGAAAUGAAUCCCUCAUCCGAUGUCGUCUCUCCUUCAUCCGGCCCGGAGUCUUCCUCGCUCCCUCCGAGCAACGCCACUCCACGCCAGCUGUCCGAUGCCGACAAACUCCGCAAAGUCAUCUGCGAACUGGUGGAGACGGAGCGCACCUAUGUCAAAGAUCUGAACUGUUUGAUCGGGCGAUAUCUAACCCCUCUGCAGAAGGAGUCUUUCCUCACUCAGGAUGAGCUGGACGUGCUGUUCGGAAACCUCCCGGAGAUGCUGGAAUUCCAGGUGGAGUUUUUGAAGACUCUGGAAGACGGAACCCGACUGGUGCCGGACCUGGAGAAACUGGAGCGAGUGGAAGAGUUCAAGAAAAUCCUCUUUUCUCUGGGUGGCUCGUUCCUGUAUUACGCCGACCGCUUCAAGAUCUACAGCGCUUUCUGUGCCAGCCACACUAAAGUGCCCAAAGUGCUGGUCAAAGCGAAGACAGACGCGGCCUUCAAGGCGUUUCUGGACGAGCGCAACCCCAAACAGCAGCAUUCGUCCACGCUGGAGUCAUACCUGAUCAAACCCAUCCAGAGAGUGCUGAAAUACCCUCUGCUGCUGAGAGAGCUGCACUCGCUCACCGACCCUGACAGCGAGGAGCACUACCAUCUGAACGUUGCAAUGAAAGCCAUGAACACGGUGGCCAGCCACAUCAACGAGAUGCAGAAGAUCCACGAGGAGUUUGGAGCCGUGUUUGACCUCCUCAUCUCUGAACAGACUGGAGAAAAGAAAGAGGUUGCCGACUUGUCUAUGGGAGAUUUACUCCUCCACACCAGCGUGACAUGGAUCAACCCGUCCUCCUCACUUGGGAAGUGCAAGAAAGAGCCACAGCUGGCCACAUUCGUGUUCAAAACCGCUGUUGUGUUCAUCUGUAAAGAUUACUCCAAACAGAAGAAGAAAAUGGGUGGUUCCCAUAGAGCAUCGGUCUCAGGUGAGGAGAAAGAUCCGUUCCGUUUCCGUCACAUGAUCCCCACUGAUGCGCUUCAGGUGCGCACACUGUCCAAUACAGAUGGAGAGAGCGCAGCCGUCUGUGAGAUCAUCCAUGUGAAGUCUGAAUCAGAGGGAAGACCAGAGAGAGUGUUUCAGCUCUGCUGCAGCUCUCCCGAGAGUAAGAAAGACUUCUUGAAGAUGGUUCACUCCAUCCUGAGAGAUAAACAGCGCCGUCAGCUGUUGAAGACUGAAAGCCUUCCUCUCAGUCAGCAGUACGUUCCCUUCGGAGGAAAACGCCUGUGCGCUCUUAAAGGAGCCCGACCAGCCAUGAACAGAGCAGUUUCUGCUCCGACUCGCACUCUGGGCCGAAGGAAACUAGUUCGGAACCGCUUCACCAUCGACACGGACAUCGUUUUCGACACGGAGCCCGACAGCGACUCGCCCGACUCCCAACAUGCUCAGCAGCAGGGCGUCAUCCCGGCGGGCGACACGGACCGCUGGGUGGAGGAACAGUUUGACCUUCAGCGCUACGAGGAGCAGGAACAGGACGUGAAGGAAACGGACAUCCUGAGCGACGACGACGACUUCUGUCCGUCCGCCAUGAGCCCGUCCACCGAGCCGGACGCGGAGGGACUGCUUUCCGCCCUCUCGCUGGAGGGAGACACGGCUGAGGAGGAAGAAGAGGAGGAGGACGAGGAAAUAGAGAGCAAGAAGGACUACAAAUCCCAGCAUGCCAAGCUGUCUCAUUUAGGGAAGCAGUGCGCCAUGUCAGUGGCCAGUGUGGAUGAGCAGGCGCUGCCUGAUGAGGUCAUCUGGGUCAGACGGGACAGCAGCACAGAGAACGAGACACAGGAUGAAACCCAGAGCUGAAACGCAUCAGGAGACGCUCAGCCGAUGCAUGACCACGGUUCCUCCACACUAAUAUUCCCGAAUUCCUGUCGAAACAGCUGUAAGAUAUGAUGCUUAUCCACCAUAGACACUUGAACACAUUAGAUGAGCUCUACAUGUGCGCUGUGGCCAAUCAGAAACCGCGGGAAUCGUGGUGGUACAAUCAAUAGAAUUAGAAUUGCACAUUCGCCAUUGGCAGCCGCAAACGUUUGAACGCCAAACAUUUUCGUUGUUUAUUUCCAAAAUAAGGGCUGUGAUUUAUUUAUUAUGUCCUUUAGAUGUAAGACAGCCGAUAAAAUAUGAUGCAUUUUUGUUUGUUUGACAUUCUCAUAUUUGUACAGAGCUGUAAACGCCUUUUUUUUUCUUUGGAUUUGUAUAUAUUUGCGUUUAUUUCUUUUCAGUUUAUGCGAAAUGUACAUACUGCGCACUAUUCUGACCUGAAACAUACAUGUGAGUUGAAUAUUCAUUGAGUAAUUGUGUUGAAUAUUGAUUGAUCUCAGGUCAAAAUAAUGCUGAACGGAUUUUUUAUGAUUGCUUUUUUUUACAGCUCAUUCUUAGGUCACUAUGUCCUGUUUUACUUGAAUUUUGUUGAUAAAUGCAAUAUGAUUUUUAGCUGAUGGACUGUUCUGUUCUUGUUUAUAUGGUUUGUUGUGGUUCAGCCCUGCUUUACUGACACAUUACAGGGUUAGUUCACCCAAAAGUGAAAAUUCUGUCAUUAAUUACUCACCCUCAUGCCGUUCCACACCCGUAAGACCUUCGUUCAUCUUUGGAACACAAAUUAAGAUA